Molecule: messenger RNA, 1183 nt
Organism: Leptonychotes weddellii (Weddell seal)
Lineage: Eukaryota; Metazoa; Chordata; Mammalia; Carnivora; Phocidae
Source: RefSeq, a predicted model, not a curated record
CCUUCUCAGAUCUUUUUUAUUUGACUUAGCCAAGAGAUUGAAAAGGAAAGAGGACAGUGUCUUAUGAUAAUUUGCUAAGACCAUGAUAGACAAAUGUAACAUCUUGUACCUAUUUUGUCCUUCUAAAAUCAGAUGUGUCAGAAGAACUGGAUACAAAACUUACUCCCAGUAGAAGAUCAGAGAAAAUGGAAGAUACCUCAGAAGAGUGUGAAAAUACAGCCUCUUCGGUUGCAUUUGAAAAUCUCAAGACAAAUGUAACUGAUAUAAUGUUAAUCUUGAUAGUGGAGAAUGUAACUGGCCUGUCCAAUGAUGCUUUUCAAGUGGAAGUAUUACGAGAUUUUGACGUUGCUGUAGUUACCUUUCUAACACAUGUGGAUGCUGUGACAUUUGUUAAUGAUUGUCCCAGGCACCACUCAGUGAAACAACUCCAGCUUUCUCCAAGACUUCUGGAAGUGACGAAAACAAUCAGGGUUGAAAACCUGCCACCUGGUGUUGAUGACUAUAAUCUGAAAUGCUUAUUUGAAAAUCCUCAAAAUGGAGGAGGAAGAAUUGCCAGUAUUGAGUGUUUGCCUGAAGAGAAUUCGGCUCUGAUUGAGUUUUUUGACAAAAAAGGUAAUAUCUAUGAGCCUGAUUUUGUGAACCUACCUCACAUGAUCUAAGCCCUUUUAGCAGAUCUUAUCAGUUAUCAGUUGAGUUCUGAUGCAUUUUAUUUUUUAUUCAUAAAUUUCACUGGAAAUCCAUUAGUAAUCCUGCUCAUCUGGGAUAUGAUCAUUAAUGAGUCCAGUGAUUUAAACUUUAGAGAAGCAGGGCCGAGUUUUGAAAGAUAUAAGGAGAUUCUCUCAUGAGUCUCUACCUAUAGUGAAAAAUCCAUAAUUCUUAGACUCUUUGAAAUACUGUAUUAAAAAAAAGAUGAUCUGUGUUUUAGCUGUCUACUUGGUAGAAAUUCUCAAGUUCAUCCCAACAAGGCUAGGUAAAGAAAUACUCAGAAACACAUACACUUCCUGUGAAGUAUCACUACUUCCCCCUUUCACGUGUCAGUCUCAUCAUUCAGAAAUUCAUAGGGGUGGUUAAUGGCAUCCAGCGGAUGCCUGCUGGAUUGUUCUUUGCAGCAACCCCGUGAAAACCAUGUUCAGCUGAACCUCAGGGAAACACCUCUAAGGGUUUUGUAGAUAUUAGAUUGCCA